GCCUCUAGCAUCUGUCUGCGGAUCAAUGAAACAUACAAACACUCUCAAGCCAAUCCAGCCUGACCCCUGCACAUUGCCGCGAAGCCACAAUGAGGGAUGUUCACACUGGAAAUGAACAAUUGAACUCACAUAACCUUACCCAGGUACCGGUUGUAGUAUUGUUCAUUCACAGAACAACACCAACAACAUAAUUUGACCCCUCUCGAUUACUUCGAACUUCUUUCGAGGAAACCAACAACACUCUCUUAAACAUCCAUUCACUUGUUUACUUUCAAUCUUUAUUAAUAGUCUCUUUCCUUUCAUGUUUACGAUAACGGAAGAGGAUCCCAUAGAUAUUCCAGACACAACAGUACUGGCCCGCGAGGCUACAGUUUACGGGCUAGACGUCCCAUUUCCAAUGACGACGAGCUUGACAUUGGUCCUCUAAUACCAGAGGCUCCUCUUAUGAAACAGAGGAUAGAAUUGUUAUAUUCAAUCGCAUGCGACAUUUGUUCUUAGCUUGCAAAUCACAAAGCAUACAUCAUGGAGGAGCCAGAGAAAGAGAGCCUGGAUGGCUCGUCCAUAAAACCAGUUUCGUCUCUGCGGUCCCAUUUCGAACAAAUGGCGAAUGCCCAACCGACCAACAACACUGCUACAAGAGGAGUUUCCCCAAAAGGUUUGAGGAAUACUGCUAGUCCUGGAGAUCCUGUCAGAGUAGCGCCAACCAUACCGAAUCGACCGGAGUCAGUAACGCAUUUAGCGGAGUCAGUUCAGUCUGUGAGAGGUCGUGAUGUAGAAGCAACUGAUGUUACACUGCGGCCUCCGCGUGCGAAUGGCGGUCGAAAGUUAUCUCCCUCACCUACUCGUAUUAUUACUCCUUCUCCAAGGCCAAUAUCAACUGCCCCUCCCGCCGUCACUGUUCAGCCACCUCAAUCACCUCCAAAGUUAAAGAAUCUGAAUCUUUCAUUGGCAAACACCUCUGCGUACUUAUCGACAGAUGCACCUUUUUCGGCCUCAUUCAAUAGUUCCUCCCAGGGCCAUUUUAAAAUCCCUAGUCGGUCGAAUACACCUUUGGCGGAGACCAAAAACUCGUCUUCUUACCCAUCUUCACUUCCGCCCUCGCCACCUCCUCCUAGACGAUCGGGUGAGGUGAGAAGGAAUUCAUCUUUUAAGGCUGGACCCCCGCCGAUCAAUCGCGCCGACAAACCUAAGAUAUCAAGUAAACCAGUAGGGUUCAGUUCAAGCGCAGAAAGUGUGAACUUAGCUCCUAUAUCCGUUCAGAUACCUAUAGAAAAGACAUCUCCAUUUAGUACCCCUCCAAGUAGUGGAGGAAGUGUCGAAAACGAAUAUCCAGUAGCGCCACCAUUACCACGAAAUAGGCCACGACCAGUCUCCUAUACUCCUUCAUCUAGAUCUUUCGAGCCACCCCCUAGACAUCAUUCCGUUUCAAGUAGACAGAGAGAUCAGGAGACCAAUGGUCUAGGUCGAGCUAUAAUAUCCCCGCAAUUUACGGGGGGAGACCGAAGACCUGCGUUACCUAGCCGCCCAAUGCCACCACCUCCUCGACCUCCCGUUGACAGAUCAAGACCGCCAGUGACUAAUGCUAUGCCGGUCGACAACGGACCACAUUUCGUAACCCCUCCAAAAAGAGUUCUUUCAAACCCUACGGCCCAGUUACAGACUCCACCUAGAUCCCAUGGGAGAUCUAUGACAGUUGAUAGGACAAGCGAUAAAACGCCGGCUGAGUUCAGAACUCCGAUGGUGUCUGUGUCAACUAGAACCGACCAUCGUCCUUCGAGUGAUGUGCCUUCCACACCAGUGACCAGGGAAGGUCUAUCUUUCAAGGCAGGCGAAUAUCCGGAUACCUCUCACUCAAACCGUAGACCUCCAUAUUUUACCAAGGGAGCAUACGAAAUAUCAACGAAGUAUGAUACUCGCAUUCUAGAUGUUUGCGGAGAAUACGUAUGCACCACUGGUCACGCAACUAAGGUUUGGAGUCUACUAGACGGAAGUGUAGUCAUGAACCUAGCCCAUACCGAGGGGAUUAAACUCGUAUCUGUAGCUUUCAAGCCAGCAGCGGAAGUGCAAAAUGAGGGCACAAGGCUAUGGUUAGGUAACAACAUUGGAGAUUUGGCUGAGGUUGAUAUUUCAAGCGGAAGCAUUGUCGCGAGCAAGUCCAACGCCCACACUCGUCGUGAGAUAAUUAAAAUUUAUCGACACUUGAACGAAUUAUGGACACUUGAUGAUGGUGGAACAUUGCAUUUAUGGGCUUCAGACGACACUGGUGAACCUAAUUUGACCAACAAUCCAUCACAAAGCUAUCGACUUCCGAAAGGUCAUACAUUUUCGCUGGUUAUCGAUGGUGAAUUGUGGCACGCAGCAGGCAAAGAUAUACGAGUUUUUAUCCCGACACUAGAUGGAAGCUCACAGUUUCAGGUUUUACAACGCCCCAUUCAUCAACCAGAUGCUGGUGAAAUAACAUCGGGUGCUGUCAUAAGUUCUCAGCCUGACCGUAUAUACUUUGGUCAUGUUGAUGGAAAAGUAAGCAUAUAUUCUCGACAUGAUUAUGCAUGCCUAGGAAUAGUAAAUAUCAGCGUCUAUAAAAUCACAUCUCUUGCCGGUGUAGGUAGUAAUCUUUGGGCUGGCUUUAGUACGGGCAUGGUAUAUGUAUAUGAUACCACUCACACUCCAUGGAUCGUAAAGAAGGACUGGCGUGCUCAUCAUGAUCCACUUAUUGGCCUAUUUGUUGACCGUAGCAGCUUUUGGAUGCUUGAUCGGGAACAUGUCAUCUCCUUGGGCCAGGACAAUAUGGUACGAGCAUGGGAUGGCCUGCUUCAGGAUGAUUGGAUGGAGCAACAGAUGCAAUCUCAAGAAGCAGAUUUCUGCAAACUUAGCCCAAUCAAGACUUUAGUCAUGACGUGGAACGCGGGCGCGUCUACUCCAUAUCAUCUUCAACAAUCCGAUCAGGAUUCGAGGUUCUUGCCUCAACUGCUUCAAGACAGCGAUCGACCAGAUAUCUUAGUCUUCGGAUUCCAGGAAUUGGUUGAUCUAGAAGACAAAAAGACUACCGCUAAAAGUUUUUUCAAAUCGAAGAAGAAGGAGAAGGACUCCGAUCAUGAACACAUGAGCCACCAAUAUCGAAACUGGCGAGACUUCCUUACCCGGUGUUUAGAUGAUUAUGUCCAGGGUGAGAUAUACCACUUGCUUCACACCGCAAAUCUAGUUGGCCUAUUCACAUGCGUAUUUGUUCGAUCUCCACUUCUACCACGAAUCAAGAAUAUCAAUGCCGCUGAAAUUAAGAGAGGUAUGGGCGGACUCCAUGGGAACAAGGGCGCAUUGAUUCUUCGAUUUACGCUGGAUGAUACAUCGAUGUGCUUCAUCAACUGCCAUCUUGCUGCUGGACAGACCCAAACGAAAGAUAGAAACACAGACAUAAGUAUGAUUCUCGAAAGCCAGGUUCUGCCUGCAGAACGCGAUCACAGUGUCCGUAUAGAUAGUUUUGUGGGAGGCGGUGAUGGAACAAUGAUUCUCGAUCAUGAAAUCUGCAUUUUGAAUGGCGAUUUGAACUACCGUAUCGAUACAAUGGGCAGAGAUACUGUGGUUAAUGCGGUAAAAGCUAAUAACUUGGCAAAACUUCUUGAGCGAGAUCAACUUCUUGCCUCAAAACGCAAAAACCCAUGGUUUCGAUUACGCGCUUUUCACGAACUACCCAUCACUUUCGCGCCGACCUAUAAAUACGAUGUAGGGACCGAUAAUUAUGACACGAGUGAGAAGAAAAGAGCACCCGCGUGGUGUGAUCGAUUACUAUACCGUGGACACAAUCGUGUGGAGCAGCUCGAUUACCGUCGACAUGAGGUUCGAGUGUCUGAUCAUAGACCCGUAACUGGAUUAUUUCACAUGGUUAUUAAAUCCAUUUCACCCCAGAAGCGUGCCGUGAAAUGGGAAGAAUGUUUACAAAACUUUAAAAUUUUGAAAGAAAAGCUUGGAUCGGAAGCAAGACUUGAUUAUCUCACCAAUGUUCUGGGUUUCGAUCCGGCGACUAGUCAACAGAUAGUUUCAUCGGGGCCGGGAACUUAUGGGGGCCGUUGAUUAGCUUCAUCAACAUUCCAGGCUAGAAGUUCCAACACACAAAGUAAAAAGACAUAGAUUAUACUUCACCGUGAGUCAAGUAUUAAAAUGCGAGGAGCAGAAAGGCUAGACCUCAUACCCCUUAGAGGUUACCAGCUCAAGAUAUUGGACAUGGAAUAUGAGAUAUGGAACAUGGGAUAUGGAAUAUGUGCCAGCAAAAUCAUCUAGUAUUUCGUGUGGUUUAGGAAUGGACACGUGAUGAAUAGUCCUGAGAGGACUAAUGAAGUAGCGCACGUCAUGAUGUACAAGCCUGGCUCGAAUGGCUGGUGGUUCUUUCAAUGUUGCCCCACUAUUCAGGUACAAUCCCCGCAGUAUAGAAAGUGUUUCCAUCAUAGAUACAACAGAUGACGAUAUGAACAUGAAUAUGAAGAAGAAAGAAUAGCUAGGAGGCAACUUGUAUGUAGGCACGUAGGUAUGCAGGUAUGCAGGUAUGUACCUCAUUGAGAAUUCGAAAAGUUAAUUGAGACAGUAUGUAAAUAUCAACUUAAACUGUCCUA
This is a messenger RNA of Botrytis cinerea B05.10, 4604 nucleotides long. RefSeq lists its product as hypothetical. The transcript has 5 exons. Lineage: Eukaryota; Fungi; Ascomycota; Leotiomycetes; Helotiales; Sclerotiniaceae. Gene Ontology annotation, biological process: phosphatidylinositol dephosphorylation. Bases 523 to 4068 code for a protein of 1181 amino acids. The record is from RefSeq and is a predicted model, not a curated record. Gene Ontology annotation, molecular function: phosphatidylinositol-4,5-bisphosphate 5-phosphatase activity; protein binding.